Molecule: messenger RNA, 2492 nt
Organism: Protopterus annectens (West African lungfish)
Lineage: Eukaryota; Metazoa; Chordata; Ceratodontiformes; Protopteridae
Product: extracellular calcium-sensing receptor-like
Exons: 5
Coding region: 1-2370 (789 amino acids)
Biological process (GO): G protein-coupled receptor signaling pathway
Cellular component (GO): membrane
Molecular function (GO): G protein-coupled receptor activity
Source: RefSeq, a predicted model, not a curated record
AUGUACCAAUAUGCCUUAACAAUGGUAUUUGCCAUUGAUGAGAUUAACCAGAAUAUGGACAUAUUGCCAAAUGUUACACUUGGGUUCUCCAUCUAUGAUUCUUGUUACUCAGAAAUCAAAGCUAUUCAGGGGAUCAUGUGGAUUUUAACAGGAAAACAGCUGUUGGUUCCAAAUUUUCGUUGCCAAGCACAUCCAGGGCUUGCUGGUAUAAUUGGUGAAUUGCCAGCAGCCUCCUCUCUUCCCAUGGCUCGUAUACUGGGUCUUUAUAGAUAUCCACAGAUCAGCUAUGGGUCAGCCUUAUCCCUACUCAGUGAUAAAAUGCAGUUUCCUUCGUUUCUCAGGACUGUCCCCAACAGCUUAUUUGAGUCAUACUUGCUGUCUAAAAUGAUACUUGAUUUUGGCUGGACCUGGGUAGGAAUCCUGUACUCAGAAGAUGACUUUUAUAGGCUUGGAAGUCUGACCUUACAAAAGGAGAUAACACGAAUGGGAGGGUGUAUUGCUUUCUUCCAAGUGAUUCCCUCAAAGAUUUCACCCCAAAAGAUUCUUCAGAUUGCUCAGCUGGUAAUGAAGUCUACAGCAAGUGUUGUGGUUUUGUACACCUUUAUGCUAGAUUUGAUACCUGUAAUGGAGGAACUUGCACUGCAUAACUUGAAACACAAAGUUUGGAUUGCUUCCUCUGCUUGGAUAAUCUCUCCAGAUACUUACAAAAAACAAAUCAGGGCCAUACUGAAUGGCACAAUUGGUUUUGCCCUUCAAAGGGCUGAAAUCUCUGGGCUAAAGCAGUUUCUUCUCAAUAUCCACCCGUUCACAUCUCCAAAUGAUAUUUUUAUACGAUACUUUUGGGAACAAGCCUUUGUAUGUAGGUGGCCAGAUCAGAAUAACAGCUCUCCGAUACUGAUGGACAGUUCUGUACAUUGUACAGGUAAUGAGGACAAAGAAAACAUUUAUAUGAAGGUUUUUGAUUUUGAUAACUUGCGAGUAAGUUAUGCCAUCUACAAUGCUGUCUAUGCUGUGGCCCAUGCCCUACAUAAUCUGUUUAUGUGCACCCCUGGUAGGGGGCCCUUUGCAGAUGGAGCAUGUGCAAACAUCAGUGCUUUCCAGCCAUGGCAGAGUCUUCACUAUGUAAAGAAUGUCCGCUUUACCACUAAGAAUGGGGAUGAGUUAUUCUUUGAUGCUAAUGGUGAUCCACCUCCUGUUGCUGACCUUUUGAACAUGAACAUACAUCCUGAUGGAACCACCACUUAUGAUGUUGUGGGAAAUGCAUCUUCUCACCCAUCUCAGCAAUUUAUAAUACAUGUCAAUAAAAUGUCCAUUACAUGGAGUGGAGGCUUCACAGAGGUUCCAACUUCAGUCUGUAGUCAGAGCUGUCAGAAGGGCUGGAGGAAGAUGCCCAGAAAGGGGGAGCCACUCUGCUGCUUCGACUGUGUUGUGUGUUCGAGAGGGAUGAUUGCAAAUCAGACAGAUGCUACAAACUGCAUAUCUUGUCCUGAAGAUUACUGGUCGGAUGCUGCCCAUGAGAAAUGUGUGCCAAAAAUCACUGAGUUCUUGUCAUAUGAAGAGCCUUUGGGCACGGCACUGACUGCCUUCGCUAUAUUAUUUUCACUGGUUACUGUUUCAGUGAUUGGAACAUUCCUCCACUUCCGUGAAACACCAAUAGUUAAAGCUAACAAUCGUGAACUCAGUUACUUACUGCUUCUUUCGUUAUUGAUGUGCUUUUUGUGUUCCCUUCUGUUUGUUGGUCAGCCUCAAACUCUGAGCUGCAUGCUCCGCCAGGCAGCAUUUGGAAUUGUGUUCUCCUUAUGUCUAUCUUCUAUCCUUGCAAAGACAUUUAUUGUUAUAAUUGCAUUCAGAGCCACAAAGCCUGGUAGCAGUUUGAAGAGGUGGGUGGGAUCCAGGGUACCAUAUUCAGUUGUGACCAUCUGUUCUUCACUCCAGGUUUUGAUUUGCAUGUUUUGGGUGAGAACCUUUCCUCCUUUCAGUGAAUGGAACAGGACAGUAGAAGAAGGAAAAAUCCUUAUUCAGUGUAAUGAAGGGUCAGCAGUAAGUUUCUGGUUCAUAUUGGGGUACCUUGGGAUUUUGGGAAGCAUCAGCCUCAUCCUGGCAUUCUUUGCCAGGAAACUUCCGGACAGCUUUAAUGAAGCUAAGUUUAUCACAUUUAGUAUGCUGGUUUUUGCCAGUGUGUGGCUGUCUUUUAUCCCUGCGUACCUAAGCACAAAAGGAAAGGCCAUGGUAGCUGUGGAAAUAUUUGCAAUCCUGUGUUCUACAGCGGGUAUACUUUUCUGUAUAUUUUCUCCAAAGUGUUAUAUUAUUUUACUGAAGCCUGGAAGAAAUACCCGUCACUAUCUGAUGGGAAAGGAAAACUCCAUUUAAAUGGGUAAAUUGAACUCUGAAUAACUGAUUGAGUGUUAUUAUAUUAGAUAUGUAUCUAAACUGAUGCAUAAGCUUUGAUCAAAAGCAGUUAAUUGCCUAAUUAUAAAUAAAAAACAAAUAAG